AUGGUUGUGAACGAGAGGCCUUCCAAGAGAGCCAGGCGGCGGGUUUUCGCCGAUCUGCCCGACCUCUUCACCUUCCCUCCUCCUCCUCCUCCUGACUCUCCCGAAGCCUUCCGUGACAACGUGCGCGGCUUUCUCGGCCGCCACGCGCGCGUCACGCUCCCGUCUUCCUCUCUCUUCCCCUCCCUGCUGACCUGGCAGAUCGCCCUCCGGGUCGACCCCGCCGUCGUCCUUCCCUUGGAUAUCGUCGAGGAGGACGUCACGCGCUCCCGGCGAUCCGUCUACUGCGACCAGUGCCGAGUCGUUGGUUGGAGUGGGCAUCCUGUUUGCCGAAAGCGAUAUCACUUCAUUAUUAGAAGCAACGCUGAGAGCUGUGAUAGUGAGACUCCCUUCCAGUUCCAGCAGCCGCCACAGCAAGAGAAGUGGUGCAACUCUAUUAGUGCCACCGGGGCGGAGGACACGGCCGAUGAUGUUGAAGAGUGGGCCUAUAACCAAUUGCAUGACAACACUCAUCUUCUUCAUGCUGUCAUCCACUCCAAUGGCUUCGCCCAUCUUCUUACCCUCAAUGGCAGACAAGGAGGCUCCACCUCUCUCUCCGGCCGUCACAUUAUGGACUUGUGGGAUAGGCUCUGUCUAGCCCUCUCCGUCAGGAAGGUCAGUGUGAUGGAUGUAUCAAAAAAGUAUGGGAUGGAGUACAGAUUGCUGCAUGCAGUCACCCAUGGCCGCUCUUGGUAUGGAAAUUGGGGUUAUGAAUUUCGAUGUGGGAGCUAUGCUCUCACACAAGACUCAUACCACAAAGCAGUGGAAACCAUCUCCAUCUUGCCCCUACACCCUUUCCAAUUCCAGCCUAGGAAACCCAGGACUCGCCUGCAAGCUGUCAUUGCCUUUUACCAAUCUUUCUCCAAUGCCCAACUCCAAACAACAAAAGAUCUUUUUACAUUUAUGUUUAGUCUAAUUCCUAAGCCCCGUGGACCUACUUCAUCCAAGAAACUCAACCUUGACACUUACAAUAUUUUGUGCGUGUGGACAGCCAACGAUGUCCAACAUGUGCAACAAGCUAUGAUCAAGCUGCUUUCAGCAGUUCGUGAGCCCAAUUGGGUGUCAAAACGUGCUCUCAAGGGUGCAUUAUACAAAACUUUCUCCGCAGAGCUUCUUGAUUACUCCCUUAAACACUUGGGAGGUCAGUUGGUAGCUAAUAACAUGGUAGUUGAAACUAGAUGCAAUCCCGAUUCUACCGGUGUUGAAUACAGACUUGAGCCAUUUGCUAUUGGAAGAUCUGAGUUCAAGCCAAAUUUUCCAUCCGAACAGCAAAUCCUUGGUGACCUCAAAUUUUUGUAUGAUUCCAUUCUCCACCCUGACACCAUGCUAUGCUAUGCACCUCAAGAGAUGAGGGAUAAUGUUAUUGAUGCAGCAACUAAGCUUCUUGAUUGCAAGCAAUUUAUCAAGGACUACAAGCCUGAUACAAUUGAAGCAGCACACCUUUCUCGUAUUCACCUCUGGUGUGAUGUGCAGCUUUCAGACCACCUAAAAGAUGAUUUUGUCCUGCCUCCAGAACUAGUUGUUUUGCCUCUGAAUGCAACUCUUGCCGAUCUUAAAAGUGAAGCUACCAAAGCCUUUCAGGAAGUAUAUGCCAUGUUUAAAAGGUUUGAAGUGGAGGAGUUGCUUGAAUGUGGCUCUAUAAAUGAUUCAAUUACAGCAAAACUGCUGUUUGGAACAAGUGGCACAGUUCAUUUGAAAGGGAAAUGCCCGGCAAAACAUGGUCUUAACCGAUUCCGGAUGGAGAGAGGAAUUGAAAGCUGGAUUGUUGAUUGCACAUGUGGGACGAAGGAUGAUGAUGGGGAGAGAAUGAUGGCUUGUGAUACAUGUGGUGUUUGGCAGCACACGAGGUGUGCUGGCAUUCGUUGCUCUGAUGAGAUCCCUGCGAAGUUUGUUUGCCUGAGAUGUAUGAGCUCAUACCAGGAGAAAAGCCAUAGCAACUGUGAUUCUGCCAAGGACGCUAAUUAUGUUCCUGUGACUAACACAACUUGCAGAGCCAAGGCAGUCAGGGCAGAUGGUCGAGGUGUAGCUUCUAACCUGAAUAUGACUUCUAGUGUACGUUGACUGUAGUAUUUUGUAGCCUUUGUAGGUUUUAAGAUGGGGCGAAGAUUUUCUCUUUUAGAGUUUCUCCUUGGUGACUUUCCCGCAUUGUCAAGUUGUGUGUAUAUAGCAGUUCAAUGGAAACAAAAACAAAUAUUUAUUGUAA
Messenger RNA from Fragaria vesca subsp. vesca, 2239 nucleotides. RefSeq names its product PHD finger protein At1g33420-like. The transcript has 4 exons. The record is from RefSeq and is a predicted model, not a curated record. NCBI's taxonomy places the organism in Eukaryota, Viridiplantae, Streptophyta, Magnoliopsida, Rosales, Rosaceae. Bases 1 to 2097 code for a protein of 698 amino acids.